CCGGAAACUUAUUAUAUGCUGCACAGCCUCGACUAAACGAUCUCACAACGAUGCGAAACAUCAACAAGUCUUCAUCCAAGUUUUUCAGCGACACACUGAGUCCUUCCAUCUCCUCUGGACAUGAGACGCUGUCAUUUCUCAGCUGAAAGAGGUUAGUUGUUGUUCAGCCCGGUUCGGUUUCACUAGCAGCUCGAAGUGAAGAGGUCCUGGACACGACAGAGAGAGAGAGACAUGGCCAGUGGCGACAGCAGCAGCAGCAUGGACAUGGAUCCAGAUGUUGCCCUGAGGCGGUUUGAGGAGGGGGCCACCCUGGUGCUGCUGGGGGUCCCACAGGGCACAGAGCUGGGCAUCGACUGCAAGAGCUGGCAGGUGGGCCCUCGCUUCCGGGGGGUGAAGAUGAUCCCCCCGGGCAUGCACUUCCUCCACUACAGCUCUGUGAACGCACCGAGCUGCGGGAGUGAAAUCGGCCCCAAGAAGGGCCUCUUCCUGUCCCUCAAACCCAGAGAGAUCCUGCUGGCGAACUGGGACCCCCAGGAGGAAGACCUGGACUUCUCCGCCUCCAAGGACGAGGAGCAGGUGAGCCGCACCCGGGCCACCUUGCAGGAGCUGGACCCCCACCUGGGCCCCUAUCCGUACGAGGUGAUCAGGAAGUGGGUGUCCCUCACCGACCGCCUGAGCGAGGAGCUGACCAAAAAGCUGCAGCCCUUGUCCGGUAGAAUCUGCGCCUUCAGCGACGUGGUCCCAGAGGUUGAGUUCAAACACACCAAGGACCGGGCCGAGCAGCCGAGGAACGACACGGCCUGUCAGAGCAUGAAGGAGGGACUGGACAGGCUCCCCCGGAUGAAGCCGAGGGAGGGGACGGAGCUGCGCUUCUCCGAAAUCCCCCAGAAGACCUACCCGCCUGGGGCCACGCCAGCAGAGAUCACCCGGUGCAGCCUGGACCUGAGCUAUGCCCUGGAGACUGUGCUGGAGAAGAACUACGAGCUGCAGCCUCUCCACCUCCUCGGUGAGCUGCAGUUCGCCUUCGUGUGCUUCAUUCUCGGCAACGUGUACGAGGGCUUCGAGCACUGGAAGCGUCUGCUGAAUCUGCUGUGUCGCUCCGAGGACUCCAUGCGGAAGAGGAAGGAUCUCUACCUGGGACUCAUCGCCGUGCUCUACCACCAGCUCGGAGAGAUCCCGCCCGACUUCUUCGUCGACAUUGUGUCACACAGCAACUUCCUCACCUCCACACUGCAGGACUUUUUCCAGUUUGCCGUUGGCCCCGGUGUCGACGGCACGCUCCGCAAGAGGGCGGAGAAGUUCAAAGCCCACGUGACCAAGAAGUUUCGCUGGGACUUCGAUGCGGACUCGGACGACUGCGCCCCCGUGGUGGUGGAGCUGCCUGAAGGUGUGACAGCGGACUGAAGCUGCUCUGGACUGAGAUGUUGAUACUGGAAUCAUUAGCAUGGGACAGGACUGGGUGUGAUCUGAAACUGAGGGAGAGCAGAGAAGCUCUGACACCACACAGAGGUUCUCACAUGACUUUAACAGGGGGUUGCAACUCAGCCUUAUUUCAGUUACAGUGGAGAUGCAGCUUACUGAAUAUCAACAGUGCCCUCUGGUGGUCAUUUCUCUCAUGCUCAACAAGCAUGCUUGGAAGUUUUAUAGCCCCAGUCUCAUCACAUUUAUUCCCAAAACCAACACCCUAGUAUUUUAAAAAGUUAAAUAAGAAUGGUUGUAGACUUGAUUAAUGGUAAGAAUUAUAAUUAAUAGUCUGUUUUCUGCAUCCACACUUGGCAGUUGCGGUAAGUUGGUCAAAUAUAAAGAUCACAUUUAUUUUUCAAAUGUUCCGAAUUUUUUUUUACCCUUUCUAUGAUUUAUUGGAUCCAAGGUUUACUCUAAUAAAAACAACACUUUUGAUACAAAGAAA
Molecule: messenger RNA, 1909 nt
Organism: Pleuronectes platessa (European plaice)
Lineage: Eukaryota; Metazoa; Chordata; Actinopteri; Pleuronectiformes; Pleuronectidae
Gene: aar2
Product: AAR2 splicing factor
Exons: 4
Coding region: 232-1404 (390 amino acids)
Biological process (GO): spliceosomal tri-snRNP complex assembly
Source: RefSeq, a predicted model, not a curated record